Molecule: messenger RNA, 935 nt
Organism: Hibiscus syriacus
Lineage: Eukaryota; Viridiplantae; Streptophyta; Magnoliopsida; Malvales; Malvaceae
Product: cyclin-U4-1-like
Exons: 3
Coding region: 75-683 (202 amino acids)
Biological process (GO): regulation of cyclin-dependent protein serine/threonine kinase activity
Molecular function (GO): protein kinase binding
Source: RefSeq, a predicted model, not a curated record
CAAAAGAACCAACCUACACCGAAGCCGUGUCUUAUAAGACACAGCUAAGCUAACCAAACUCGACAGACAAAACAAUGUCGGAAACGGAGACCGAGCUCGGCCUUGAAACUGUUCCCAGGGUCAUAGGUUUCUUGUCUUCUUUGUUGGAAAGAGUAGCGGAGUACAAUGAUGAUCGCCGGUUGUUUCAGUCGUCGGAGAAGGUGUCGGUUUUUCAUGCCCUCACGAGGCCUACUAUUUCCAUCGGAAGGUAUCUGGAGAGGAUCUUUAAGUACGCCAAUUGUAGCUCCUCGUGUUUCGUGGUUGCCUAUGUUUAUCUCGACCGGAUGAAGCGGUCUUUGCCUUACAACGUACAUAGGCUGCUCGUCACCAGUGUUUUGGUUUCUUCUAAAUUCAUGGAUGACAUAUAUCACAACAAUGCCUACUAUGCCAAAGUGGGAGGGAUCAGCACAGCAGAGAUGAACAUUCUUGAAUUGGAUUUCUUAUUUUGUUUGGGGUUCCAAUUGAAUGUGGCACCAACAACCUUCCACGCCUACUGUACUUUUCUCCAGAGAGAAAUGUGGAUGCAAAUUCAACCCCCUCUACAACAUCUUCCUCAACCUUCUUCAACCAUCGAGAGGUCCUUGAAGAUCCAUUGUUGUCUAAAUGAAGAUGAAUCCACCCAUCACCACCACCUUGCAGUUUAAGCCAUUGCUCUUAAGAUAAGACCCAGACCCCAGAAGAAGAUGUUGGCUCGAGCACACUGAUUUCAAACAUGGAUGUCAAAAUUCCAUUUGGGUUUCUUUACUUUUCUGUCAAUGUGCUGUAAAAACAUUCCAAAUCUCAUUUCUCUUCGUUUAGUCAUUGUUAACCACAAUUUCCCAUAAUUUUGUGCAAUUGUAGUUGAGGGUUUUCUGCUUACAGUCUGGCCAACAUGAUCUUGUCGUGGAAUUUCUUAA